Paraglomus brasilianum is the source of this 2175-nucleotide messenger RNA. NCBI's taxonomy places the organism in Eukaryota, Fungi, Glomeromycota, Glomeromycetes, Paraglomerales, Paraglomeraceae. The record is from the annotation of a GenBank genome assembly.
AUGGAGAUUGAUAACAGGCUUAACUAUCAAGUUCCUUACCAAGUGGAGAAAGUUGAUAGAUUUUUCAAAGAUAAUAAACUGAAAGUUUGGGGUGACUAUAAGACUUUUAUUCAAACAAAGUUUGUUACUGGACACUACACCACCGCUCGUGCUAUACAUGGGCGAUACUGUGGUUCAUUGCUUGCCAUUCAACAAAAUGAAAGAGUAGGAGAUGAAGUGAAAAAAUAUUGCGCCGACCUAUACAAGGAAGCCAAUACAAGUCGGAAAAGCGAUUUCCUCUUAUUAGUAGAGAAUGUUAUUGAAUGCAAGCAAAUAGAACAAAACAUUGAAUCUAUCCGGGACAAAAUUACAAGAAAAGCAACGGAAGUCAGCGGUGAAAUAGUAGAUGAUUCGUUGAAACAGUGGAGACCUUCUAAGAAACCCAAAACCGUUGAUCAGUUGGAAGAUUCUGAUACUCAGGACAAGAUAGCAGAUAUCACCAACACGUAUGAUGAGCUGUAUAGGUUAUACUAUUCUUUACUUGCCAACAAUCUUUGUCUCAUGUAUAUUCCCUCCGCACGUGAAAGGUCAUUGCAAACAGAUACAAUUGAACUGCCACAGACUCCUCCCUCCAACCUGAUUGAUGCUGUUGACAUAAAUGAAAUACGUAACCCAAGCUGGACUCUCAAAGACGGCCGUCUACUCGUUGAUGUGCUUGUGACCAAUACCACUGAGUUGGUAAGACAGCUCAUGCAAAAAAGCCAGAAAGAAAGAACACCUGCUCUCAUGAGUGCUGCUCGUUUAGGUCUUUCAUCAAUUGUCGAUCUAUCAUCUGAAUUUGAAGGUGGAAUGUACAAGUGGUUUGGUCAAGACUGGGUAGAUAUCAAGGAAAAGGUGUAUGGAAUGAUAAAUAUGACACCAUUAUGUUUUGAAGGUGAUGUAAAGAGUAUUAUUGACACAGUUGAAGAUAUGUGCAACACAUUCCGAUAUAUUGAUGCACGAACUUAUCUGUAUGAAUUGCAGACCAGCAAUCAUUCACCAAUUGUUAAACAGAUUGCAAAUAUUUACUUCAUUGUAAUUUGUAAAUUCAUGAGAAACCCAUUCAUUUUUGUGAAUGAAUCUGGAAGACGUAAGGAUCUCACUGAGAUGGAAUUUGUCAUCAAAAUGAUAGCACCUGUUUUUGAUGAACUUUUUGCUGACAUUUCAGAUCUUGUAGAGCUUCGAUGGGGUGAGACAGUUACCCGUGCUGCCGUUCAACCAAGAAAGAUUGAUAUGAGGAUUGUCCACAGGACUCGACAUAUUGAACUCAGUCACACAGAAUGUGCAAGGCUUCUUACACCUGCAAAAGCUAUUGGAGACCGCUCUAAGUGUUUACGGACACUAAAAUGUGUGCUUGACAUGUAUCUGGCAGAAGACAUUUCAGAUGAUGCUGCAAAUGAUUCUACAAUCAUGGGGCUCCAAUUUGCUGGUCUUGAAGGACAAAUCAUAGGAAUUGAUUGUCUAGAUGAUGGUUUAUACUUUGGUCUUGAGGGUCCCAAAUUCAGAUUUCCUGCACAACUGUCAAGUAUAAAGGACCUCCGAAAUACACUGGAAGCAUUAUUUUUCUUCAAAGAAAAUAUUAAUAGAAAUGCCAAAGCACUACCUAAUCCAACAGAGCAGGGCCACUUAUAUCAGAAAAUUUUUCAUGUCCACAGGGCACAAGCCAAGCAUUUUAAAGACAUUCCAACCCAGCAAAACCUAAUUCAAGAGAUAUUUCAACUCGUUUCCAAACGCCCAGAUUCUGUCUGUAAUUUUCUAGAAGGAAGUCAAAUGCUUGGUGGCAGCGACACUCGAGUCAUUUACCGACACUAUGCGACUUUAUAUUUUGUGUUUGUUGUUGACGAAUCUGAGAGUGAAUUAGGAAUUCUCGAUUUGAUACAAGUUUUCGUAGAGGGUCUUGACAGGUGUUUUGAGAACGUUUGCGAGCUUGAUCUGAUCUUUCAUUUUGAAGAAGUCUUGGAAACGAACUUGAACGAAAUUAUUACUGCUGCGAACGAAUCAAAUAAUAAAGUCAAAAAGCGCGUGGGAGCAAUGGCUUCGAUUACAAAAAGUAGCGCUGGUGCCGUUGCGCGUGAUUUAGGUGCAAAUAUUGCCAAUACUGCUACCAAUGUUUUACAGAGCACUAUGAGCGCGACAUUGCGACGUACUGGGUUUUAG